CCCGUCAGCCUGCACCCAGAAUUCCCCGCGUCGAGACAAGAUGGAGGAACGCUGCAGCUGCAGGGGAACAAUGUUUGGGCUCUAAAGACCAUAAGGAACGACCGAAGGUGAAAAAUACACGCCGAUACAGAAAGAGGUGGUCAUGCACUGGAUGAGAGUGGUGGCCUCCUGUUGAAGUGAAUCCAGCAGCACCGUUCCCACCAGCCACCAACGGACCCACCCCACUCCAGCGGACAGCGUUACGGCCCGGCCACCAUGAGCCUCAUUCAGGACAAGCUGGGCGGCGAGUUCCUGCGGCCCAACGGCAGCAUGGACAGCGGCUUCAGCACGAGCAUGCUCAUGUUCAGCCACCUGCCGCCCGUCACCAGCUUCACGCGGCUGGCUGCCCAGUCUGUCAUGGCCGACCUGCCCCCGCAGGAGAUGAUGAGCCUAAAGAAGGAGCGAGACUCGCCCGACUGCGGGAGCGGCAUGGGAGGCAUGGGCAUGGGCUUGGGCGGCCUGGGGGGCCUCAUGGGCGGUGUGGGCGACUACGUGCACGCCAUGGGCAUCAAGCAGGAGAAGCUUCCGGAGCACGACUACCGGCUACCGCUCUACCCUGGCGGAGGAGGUGGAGGGGGCGGCGGUGGCAGCCUCAAUGGCUGCAUGGGCCAGAGGAGCGUCUCGGACCUGCUGGAGGUGUCGCUGGGGAACCACCAGAACCUGCUGGUGCACGACCUCAGCCUGAGCAAUCAGCUAUCAGGGAGGCUGGGGAAAGAGUCCUCAGGAAGGAAGGGUCGGAAGUCAAACGGCGAUGGAACGGAAGGGAAACCUCGUCGGAAACGUGGAGAGUCAAAGGCUCUAAUGCUGGACCCUGAUGGAGAGAGCCUGUCACCCAGCUCCAAGCCACACAUCUGUGAGCACUGCAACGCAGCCUUCCGCAGCUCCUACCACCUGCGCAGACAUGUGCUCAUACACACAGGCGAGCGGCCUUUCAGAUGCAGUCAAUGCAACAUGAGCUUCAUCCAGAAGUACCUCCUGCAAAGGCACGAGAAGAUCCACAGCGGUGAGAAGCCGUUUAGUUGUGACCAGUGCAACAUGCGAUUCAUUCAGAAGUACCACAUGGAGAGGCACAAGCGAACUCACAGCGGAGAAAAGCCAUACAAGUGUGACACCUGCCAACAGUAUUUUUCCCGCACGGACCGGUUGCUGAAACACAAGCGCACGUGCGGAGAAGCCAUAAAGAAGGGCGUGGACGGAGCCCUGCUGGACGCGGGGCUGGCCGAUGACGGCCAGGGCAGCUACUCACUCACUCAGGGAAACGGCCCCGUGCCUGGCCGCAAGAGGGCCAAGGCCAAGGGUGGCGAGGGCGGGGAGCGCAAGCGCAGGAAGCAGCAGCAGCAGCAGCAGCAGCAGCAGCAGGAGGCAGCGGGCGGAGGCCUGGGCCAAGGCAUGGGGGCUCAGGACGGGCUGUACGGUCUGCACGGCGGCAGCUACUCAUUGGACAAGCACGGAGCGGCCGCCGGCCACCCGGGGCCCAGCAUGCACCACCCCGAGCACGGCCGGGCGCCCAAGAUGGCCUACAAGAAGGGCGGCCGCAGCAAAGGCCUGGAGAAGGGCGGCGGCGAGGCCAAGCACGGCGGGAUGGACGGCCUCGGACUCCUCCAGGGCCCCGGCGCCAAGACCAGCUCCACCAGCAACAGCAGCAAUUACGACGACGCUAUGCAGUUCCUCAAGAAGAGGCGCUACCUGCCGGCGGCCAACGGGGUUUCGGGGAGCGUGUCCGGGGUGGGGGCCGGGAGCGUGGUGGACUACGACGUCGGGGUGGGUCACCUGGGGGUGCAGGGCGCCGGGGUGAUGGACAGCGACGGGCCCCUGGUGGCGCUGCUGGACCCCUCGCCCCUGGCCGUGGACCUCAAGCACGACAUCAAGACGGCCAUCCCCGACGAGGUGCUGCAGAGCCUGCUGGAACACUACACCCACAAGUCCGACGUGACCUUCGACCUCGCCGAGCCCCACCACCACCACUCGCCGCAGCACCACCAACACCACCACCCCCACCACCACCAUCAACACCACGUGGACAUGCAGCCGGCGGUGGACGGCCUGGGGCCCGAGGACGAGGCGCCGAGCCCCGGCGGAGACAAGACGGUCCUGAUGCACGAGUACUCGCGCUUCCUGCUGCAGGCGCUGGAGAGGACCAGCGGUCACCACGGCGCCGGGGGGUUCCCGCCCUCCACCCUCGGGCCCUCGCCCUCGUCCUCCUCCUCGUCGCCCUCCGUCACGGGGCCCUUCCCGGGGCCCUUGUACUCCUCCGACAAGCACGUGGUGUACGGGUCGUCGCCGCUGGAGUGCGGCGGCUUCGGGCAGCAGGCGGCGGUCUCGCCGGCCGCCUCCUCGCCCUCGCUCUCCUCCACCUCGUCCGUGCCAAAGUCCCACUUCAGCCUGCUGUCGGGCUCGCCGCCGCCACCGCCUCAGCACACCUUUCACCUGGGCGGCCUGGAGCCGGUGCUGGCCCAGCAGCUCACACCCUCGCAGGAGCUCACCGAGCAGCUGGACAAGCCGCACUCCUCCUCCGCGGCCUCCUCCUCCUCGCCCCCCGCGCCCCUCACCGCCCCACACACCCCCUCCGGCGGCAACUCCUCGGCGGGCAAGAACGGUGCCGCCUAUCCGCUGACCCCCUCCCAGGAUCUGGCCACCCUGGACACGGCCAAGUCGGCCUCGCCCUACCAGAUCGAGAACUUUGCGCAGGCGUUCGGCUCGCAGUUCAAGGUGGGAGUAGGCGGCGGCGGGCCAGGCGGCCGCGUUGUGGCUCUGGCCUACGGCACUGACUCAGGCGGAGAGGUGGACCACCGCGACAGGACUCCCGUCUCCGAAUUCUCAGGGUAUACUAGUCUGUUAGCCGACGUCGGCGAGCCAGUGACCACUGGUUCCAAAACCCCAACAAGCCAAAGUUACAGUUGAGAGAGUGCCAGGGAGGCAUAGAAGAGUCACGUUUCAUUGAUGUUCUUUUUUUCCCUUGCUUUUGUUGUUAUUGUUGUUGUCAGUGUUGUAGUAUUGUAGUUUUGAUGUUUUUGUUGUCUUAUUAUAAUUGUUUUGUAUUUAGCUCUCCUGUUUUAUUAUUAUUUUUUUAAGUUUGUUUUUAAUUACACUGCCAUUUAUGUUCCUAUGAAAUUUCAUGUGAGAUGACCUGCAAGGUGUCUCAACAAAUGCAAUUUUUUUUUACGAGUUAUCUAUUUUAGUCAGUUAUAUCCCUAUUUGGUUUCUUUUCAUAGUGUCAUUCUAGGCCUACUCCAUUAAAAACUCGAGGAAGUGCGUUUUUAAAUGGCAAAAAAACAAUAAAAUAUAGGACUUGGUUUCCCGACACUCACACACACAGAGAUGUUUUAGCAAUCAGUCUUACACACAUAACAGUGAGCUUAAGAUGGCAGGGAUUGGCCAAGAGCUGAACUAGCAAAAAAAGAAGAAAAAAAAAAAAGAUAAAAAAAACAUAACAAAAAAAGAUUCAGUGAUGGAUAAAAUUCAGAUAUUUGUCUGUUACAAAGGAUUCAAGUAUUACUCAGGAAAAAAAAUACUAAAAUGGCGUAGAGAGCGAAUUCUACCAGGACGUGUUGCAAGCACCCGUCAGAUGAGACAGAUGUUUGGUAUCGUCGAAUAACAGGCCUUGUCGAAAAAAAGAGCAAUGAUCUUUAUUUUUGUACUCCUCCUCUGAUACACGUUGACAGUUCAAGAAUGAGGAAGUGCCGACUGCUCCGAAACACUGAUCACACUUUUUCCACGUAACUGUAUAGAGAUUAUGGUACGUUUUCUUUUUGUUGUUGUCAUUCUUUUUCUUUUCAUCUAUGUGUAAUAACUCACAUUUCUUUCUCUCAAUAAGGGCCAUAUAUAUAUUUAUAAAAGUAUAUAUAUAUCUAUAUAUAUAUAUAUGUAUAAUGACAUGUAAUCCUUCUGAGGACAGUCAGGUGAGGGGGAGAGAGGGGGGAGAGAGGGCAGGUUGGAGAUGGGGAGCAGAGGCAUCCGCAGGGUCCCAAAACCCACCCACUACCCUUCCUCUCCCUCUCAUCUUGAAAUGGUAGACCAAGAUGCCAAAUGAGGGCCGACUAGCGGGUUAUGUUCACAAGGGUAAGGGUGGCGUCCACUGUGAUGCAGGGUUGGGAGUUGCGAGGUGGGCCCUCCGUCCUGCCAACUCUCCUCAUGUCCUCUCCCCACUCUCUCCCUCGGUCUUCCUCACGCACACACCUCUUCUCCCUCGCCUCUCCUCGUUCUUGAGGAGGGCACCCAUGAGCACUUUUUUUGAGCCGCAUAGUCAUGAACUAAACUUCCCAAGGCAGUCAACGGAGGGGAAACUUUUUUUUUUACAAUAUGG
Sardina pilchardus (European sardine) is the source of this 4342-nucleotide messenger RNA. RefSeq names its product zinc finger protein 281a (gene znf281a). The record is from RefSeq and is a predicted model, not a curated record. NCBI's taxonomy places the organism in Eukaryota, Metazoa, Chordata, Actinopteri, Clupeiformes, Clupeidae. Gene Ontology annotation, molecular function: DNA-binding transcription factor activity, RNA polymerase II-specific. Gene Ontology annotation, cellular component: nucleus. The transcript has 7 exons. Gene Ontology annotation, biological process: regulation of transcription by RNA polymerase II. The coding region runs from base 256 to 2940 and encodes 894 amino acids.